AUGGCCUCGCUAGUCAACUCUCUCGUCAACGCCCUGACAGGCAGCUCGGACAGUCUCUGCUCUGUCCUGGCCGAUCACGGCUUCCAGGUCGAGUAUCCGCUCUCGCUCUCGUAUACCAGCGACCUGACGAACUACUGGUCGGCGGCAUGCUCGGAUCUUCAUCCCGAAUGCAUGGUUGCGCCGAAAAAUGCCCAGGAGAUGGCGGAUGUGAUCGCCGUGCUGGGGUAUACGCAGGACCAAUUCGCGGUCAAAUCGGGCGGUCACUCGCCUAACCUUGGUUUCUCGAGCACGCAGGGCGGGGUGCUGAUCGUUACGAAGAAUCUCGAUCAGGUGGAGUAUGACCCUUCCACCCAGACGGCUGUUGUCGGGCCGGGGCAGAAGUGGGAGGACGUGCAGGGGAAGUUGGAGGGAACGGGACGGGCGGUUGUCGGCGGGAGACUGGGAGGUGUAGGUGUUGGAGGGUUGCUUCUAGGAGGUGGUCUCAGCUACCUCAGCCCCCAGUAUGGCUGGGGAGCGAACAAUAUCCUCAACUACGAGAUCGUCCUGGCGAACGGCACGAUCGUCAACGCAAAUGAGAAUGAGAACUCGGAUCUCUUCGCUGCCUUGUGGAGGCAGCGCUUUCGGCGAAAUUACAUCUUCUCUGGUGUUGAUACGGCGGAGAUGCUUGCUGCUCUGCAGAAUUUCGUCGAGUAUUACCCCGAUGAGAAGGCUUCAAUAAUUUUGACCAGGGAGCAUGCACCGCUGCUUGAUAUCUGGGUCAUGUUCCUCUUCUAUGAUGGAGAGAAGCCCCCGGCGGGUAUCUUUGACAACUUCACUGCCCUGCAUCCGACGGACCAAACCCGGACAUACGAUAGUUACACCGACCUGCUGAAAAACGGCGACAAAUUCAUCCUUCACGGAAGCCGAUACAGCAUUGCAGGUGAAACCAUUCCGGUCCCAAAGGACAUGUCGCCCGAGGUCUUACAAUCCAUCUUUGAUUUCUGGCUUGACGUGAACAACGAGGUAUUGCUGGAGACCGGCAUGGUGGGGACCAUCGACUUCCAGCCCUUCCCACGGAGCAUCGCACAGAAAGCCUUGGAGCUCGGAGGAGAUCUGCUCGACUUUCCCCCAGACCAGGACUAUAUUCUCCUUCAGAUCACCCUGCAGUGGUCGCUUGGGCUGUCCGACGCUCGGAUGCACGAUGCCACGCAGAAGCUCUUCAAAGGGUUUGGUCGCUUGCUUGAGGAGCACAUAGCUAAUGGAACACUGCCGGAUGUGUAUCGUCCGUUGUAUAUGAAUGAUGUCAACGCUGACCAAGAUUACUGGGGUCGAUUGAGGACACACGACCGGGCCUUGCAGGCGAGACUCAAGUAUGAUCCUGCGGGAUUCUUCCAAACGCGGACCAGUGGGUUUCGCUUGUCCUAA
Aspergillus thermomutatus is the source of this 1404-nucleotide messenger RNA. RefSeq lists its product as uncharacterized. NCBI's taxonomy places the organism in Eukaryota, Fungi, Ascomycota, Eurotiomycetes, Eurotiales, Aspergillaceae. The transcript has 6 exons. The record is from RefSeq and is a predicted model, not a curated record. Gene Ontology annotation, molecular function: FAD binding. Bases 1 to 1404 code for a protein of 467 amino acids.